Molecule: messenger RNA, 2376 nt
Organism: Ipomoea nil (Japanese morning glory)
Lineage: Eukaryota; Viridiplantae; Streptophyta; Magnoliopsida; Solanales; Convolvulaceae
Product: cation/H(+) antiporter 28-like
Exons: 4
Coding region: 1-2376 (791 amino acids)
Biological process (GO): proton transmembrane transport; regulation of pH
Cellular component (GO): membrane; endomembrane system
Molecular function (GO): antiporter activity
Source: RefSeq, a predicted model, not a curated record
AUGGAUUUUCUAAAGAACAACGCAGCGGAAGAGGCGCGGUGCCAGACGGCGAUGACCGUUAGAAUGGCGUCCAUAGCCGUUUACGCAUUAGGGUUCUUCCUCGCCAUGAUUUUGUGCAACUUUGUUCACUUUCUCUUGCGCCCUUUUUCUCAACCUCGCAUCAUUUCGGAAGCCAUGGUAGGGUUGUUUUUGAGUAAUAUCCCGGGCAUACGAAACUCAUUAGAUGACACGGAGACCCAGCAAACCUUAAACUACAUUGUGGAUGUAAUAAUGAUAUGUCACAUGUUUGUGGUGGGACUAGAAAUAGAUCCCAACAUAUUUCAACACUUACACCUCCGGGAGACUAAGGUUGCCUAUUCUGGAGUGCUGGCCACCUUUGUACUAGCAAACUUUCUGGCUCCGCACCUGAAAAUGUCUUCCGACAUGAUGGUUAACAUCGGACUUUGCCUUGUGCUGUCCGGCACGGCCUCUCCUCUCCUGACCCGCAUCAUAACCGAUCUAAAGAUCGGCAAGUCGGACAUCGGGCGCUUUGUGGUGUCCGCCGGCGUCCACUCCGACGUCGUCUCCACCCUGCUCAUCUCCCUGGGCUACCUAGUGUUCGACCCCACGGAGAAAUUCCAGACCCGGGACCCGAGGAGCGUGGCGAAGAUGCUGACGACGCUGGUGUUCCAGACGGUGCUGGCGUCCAGGGCGGCGCGUGUGGUGAUGGACUGGGUGAACCACGAGAACCCGGAGGGGAAGCCCAUGAAGGGGUCCCACCUGGUGAUCGCCAUAGCCUUCGUGGUGUUGGUUUGCAGCACUUCGCCGUACUUCGGGGAGUUUAAUAAGGUGCUGUCUGCGUUUCUGGCGGGGCUUUUCAUGCCCAGGGAAGGGAGGAUAUCGAAGAUGUUGAUCAGUAAGGUUAACUAUGUUUUUACCACCAUUUUUUACCCUUUGUUUUUCCUGUGGGUAUGGACUUCCGCAGACCUCUCCAAAUUUGGGGCUGAUCGGUGGCAGACAUGGGUUAACGUAGUGUGCCUGUUCUUGAUAACGACUGUCGGAAAAGUUGUCGGAUCAUUGGUGUCGGGAGUGAUGCUUGGGUUUCAUUGGCCGGAAUCCGUUGCAAUUGGUUUGCUUCUCAAUACGAAGGGCCAUUUUCAAGUCUUCUUGGCUGUAUACGGCCCAAUUUUGGGUAUUAUUCCGGGUUCCCUUGGGCUUUCAGUGGUGUUUAUGACUUUUUUGACCAUAGUCUACACCCCGUUGGUUGUGGCAAAGAUCAUUAGAUGGGCGAGGAAACGUUCGCCUGCCCAAAGAAUGGCACUCCAAUGGCUCAAUGCAUCCGACGGGCUACGAAUCUUACUUUGUCUCCGAGGCAAACACAACGUUUCUUGCGCAAUCAACUUCAUCGAGAUCUCUCGCGGCCCGGUAGAUCCCGGGAUCAUGAUAUACCUGGCCGACAUGAUCGAGUUGACAGACCGAGUGGCGGCCACGGUAACUAGCAACCAAGGAGGGGUGGAUGCAGUGACGGUGACAGACCCGGAGGUAAUCCGGAUGAGAGAGGAAAUCAACACCUCCGUCCAGAAUUACAUUUCUACGGAGUGCAGCGACGGGAUUAGCGUUAAGCAAAUGAUGGCGCUGUCCACCUUAAACAGUAUGCACCAGGACAUCUGCAUUCUCGCCGAGGACCUGAUGGUUCACAUGGUGGUUAUGCCGUUCCACAAAAACCGGACGCCGGACGGGAAGCUAGACACCGGCAACUCCGGCUUCCGCCACGUCAACCGCAAGGUGCUCCGGCACGCGCCGUGUUCCGUGGGGAUCCUAGUGGACCGGGGGCUGGGAGCCAUAACGAUAUCGAAGACAAGCGUUUCCCUGAACGCCGCCGUGAUCUUCAUCGGCGGAAAAGACGACAGGGAGGCUCUGUCCUACGUGGGGCGCGUGGCGAGACAUCCCGGAGUGAAACUCACGGUGAUACGGUUCCUACUGGAGGCCGGCGAGGAUAGCGUGACGUCGAGAAUCAACAAAGCCAAAGCCGAGUCCGCCGAGCACCAGGAAGAGAUGAAGCUGGACGACGAGUGCUUCGCGCAGUUCUAUGAUCGGCACGUCUCCUGCGGGCGCGUGGCGUACAGGGAGAAGUAUCUGGUGAAUUCUAGCCAGACAUUCUCGACGUUGAGGUCUCUGGAAGGGCAGUACGAGCUGUUCAUAGUGGGGCGAGGGGGGAGAGUGAACUCGGUGUUGACGGUGGGGAUGAAUGACUGGGAAGAGUGCCCGGAGCUAGGUUUGAUAGGAGAUAUUCUUUCGGCUUCCGAUUACUCGGUCGCCACUUCUGUUUUGAUAAUCCAGCAACAUAGUUUUAAGGGGGAAAUAGACGGUCUUCAAGAAGAAUUCUCAAUCAUGUAA